CGCACGCCAUGUUCAACCAGCACGCCGAACUCCAACGAGCAGGCAUACAGGCCGGAUAGCCAACAAUUCACCACCCUCGCGGCCUCAUCUUACACAUCGAUCCAAGUCGAUAGCGGCCCAAGGGGUCAAGCAGCAAGCAGCCAUGGCGGAAGUCGGGGGCAUGCUGGCUGCAGCCGUUCUCAAGGCGGCGGCUGGGAAGGUGGCCGCCGCCGCCGGAGAUCGGAUCACGCUGCAGUGGAGAUUCGGCGAGGACCUCGAGGACAUGAGGGACACGCUGGAAUCCAUCGAGGCGGUGCUCGAGGAUGCGGAGAGGCGGUCCGUCGAGGACGCGGCGGUGCGGCUGUGGCUCAAGCGCCUCACCAGAGCCUCCUACGACAUCUCCGACAUUUUCGAUGAGUUCGAUGUCAAUAGCACCAGGGCAUCGUCGUUUUUGCGGAAGUUCAAGGUUCUGAACACAUGUCUCGCACUUGGUUCUGAGGUUGUCAUGGCUGGUAAGAUGAAGAAGGUUAGGGAGAAGCUAGAGAAUAUUUCAAAUCAUCUUCACCAAUUCAGUUUCUCCGUAGGCAGCAGUUCCUAUGGGCAACAAGUUGUUGAUGAACGUGCGACAUUACCAGAGGUAGUAGAAGCAGAGAUCCUAGGAAGGGACCAAGAGAAACAGAAAGUAAUAUCUCUUUCAACAAACCUCGGCAACUCAUCAGAGUUUAUUAUCCUUCCUAUAUAUGGCAUUGGCAAGACAACGCUAGCACAGUUAGUUUUUAGUGAUAUCCAUUUCAAGGACCAUGAGAAAGCAUGGGUAUAUGUCUCCCAAACAUUCGACUUGAAUAAAAGUAUCGGAUCUAUAAGAUCACAAUUUCAAAUACAGCAAAGCCAAGUAACCAACACAGAGGGACCAAAUGUUGAUCCACCUACUCAUAAGAACAUGUUGAUCGUUUUGGAUGACCUAUGGGAGAACAAUGACUUUAAGUUGGAUGCUCUGAAUCAUUCCCUAAACACGAUCGGGAAUGGAUGCAAAGUGUAUGUCAUUGUGACCACUUGGGAUGCUAGCAUUGCUAAAAAAAUUCAAACGACUGAAGCAUACCAAAUAGAGCCCCUAUCAAAUGAGAUUUGCUGGGCUAUAAUUAAACAGAUAGUGAGCUAUGAAGAUAGAGCUGACAAAGAAAGGUUGAAGGACACAGGAAAAGAAAUUGCCGAAAAGUGUGGAGGUGUGGCACUAGCAGCUCGAGCUCUUGGAUACAUGUUGAGAUUCAAGGAUUUUGAUGAAUGGGUUUCAGUAAAAGAUAGUGGCAUUUGGCAUGCAGCUUCAUCAGGAUACCAAACUUCACCGUAUGAUAAUGUGCUUGCAUCUUUGAAAUUAAGCUACAUCAGUAUACUGCCGUACCUAAGGCUAUGCUUCGCCUAUUGUGCAAUCUUUCCAAAGGGCCACAAGAUAGCUAAAGAUGACCUAAUUUAUCAGUGGGUUGCUCUUGAUUUUAUUAAGCCUUCUGACGAAGUCUCCACUUGGCAGCAUGGUGAGAACUGCAUUAAGCAACUAUUGGGGAUGUCCUUCUUGCAGCGUUCAAAGUCACCAUUAUAUGAUGGGCAACACGAUGAAUUGUUCACUAUGCAUGACCUGGUGCAUGACCUGGCAAGAUCGAUCAUGGAGGAUGAAGUUCUUGAUGCUAGCCGAAAGUGCAAUAAUACUGCGGGAAGUAACUGCCGCUACGUGGCAAUUGCAGAUUUCAGGAAGCCAUUGAAUUCUUUUGUGACUUACCCUGACAAGAUUAGAGCCCUUUGUUUACUUGGAAAUAGCGACGAAACCGGACAUGCUGCAGCUAUUUUUUUUUCAACUGCUAAGUACCUGCGAGUCUUGGAUUUGGGAGAUUGUUCCAUACAGAACUUGCCAUCUUCUAUCGGUCACCUGAAGCUGUUGAGGUACCUCAAUGCCCGAGGGAUGAAAGAUCGAACAAUUCCCAGUAGUAUCACCAAGCUCUCAAAAUUAAUUUUCUUCAGCCUUCGUGGAUCUUCUGCAGUUUCAACACUGCCUGAUUCAAUAGGAGAAAUGGAAGGUCUAAUGUAUCUUGAUCUGUCAGGCUGUCAGCAAAUGAGAGAACUGCCAGAAUCAUUUGGGAAUCUCAAAAACUUGGUGCACCUAGACCUUUCAAAUUGCUCUCAAGUUGUGCUUGGGCCAAAAUCCUUUGAGAACCUCACUCUUCUGGAAUAUUUGAACUUAUCAGGUUGUCAACGGUUAGAAGAAUUACCAAGGUCAUUUGAGAACCUUAGAAACCUGGUUCAUCUGGAUUUAUCUAAUUGCAGCCAGGUCAAUGGUAUACCAGCAGCCUUGUGUAGUCUUACCAAUCUCCGACAUCUGAAUCUAUCAAGGGAAUGGAGGCAUUAUAGAAACAGUCGGGCACCUCUGCAAGGGCUGCCUUAUGCAAUCAAAAACCUCAAAGAACUCCGGUAUUUGAAUUUAUCGUCAUGCCUCGAUUGUAUCUGUAACUAUGAACAUUUGGGCGCAUGGGCAGUUAGAGAACUGGAUUAUUACAUUGAUGGUUGCCUUGGCAUUAUCAGUACCCUUUCAAAUCUAGAGCAUCUAGAUUUGUCUCAUAACAGUAUUCUUAAAAUGAUCCGGGUUAGUUUUUGUGGCCUCAGAAAGCUACAUACGCUGGACUUCACUGGUUGCAGUAAUCUACAUAAGCUGCCGGAAAACCUAAGUGAAAUGGACAGCCUUAAGUUUCUAGUGGUCAAGGACUGCACUCCGUACCUGCGAAGGUACGUGCAAAACAUACUGCUGAAGGUGAACAAAGCAGCAAGCUUUGUUUGCUUAAGGAUGCAACUCCUCCUGAGUUGGAGAUAAGUUGCCUUGAAAAUGUGAAGUCCGUAGAAGAGGCACGGGGAAUAAAACUAAGGGAAAAACAAAGUAUGUUAAAAAUGGGACUUCAUUGGACAAGAGGAAAGAAAAGAUUUGUGGAGGACGUGGACUUGUUACGAGAGCUAGAGCCACCAAGCAGCUUAGAAGAGUUUGAGCUACAAGGUUACAACAGUGGGGGCUUUCCAGCAUGGCUGGACACUGCUAUUUGCCUCCCUUAUCUUGUCAAAGUUACAUUAGCGGGCUUGUCCCAGUGCAGUAGCCUGCCACCACUUGGACAGUUACCAAAGCUAGAAUCUCUUGAGCUCAGAUCAAUGUCCAGAAUCAUAAAGAUUGACAGCGGCUUUUGUGGCAAUAGCGUGCAAGCAUUCGCUCGAUUGGUGAGGCUUUACUUAUCUGAUAUGGAAAGCCUGGAAGAGUGGACUAUGGAAUGCUUAACAUCCAGCAGUAUGGGUGUUGCAGUUUAGUUCAUACUAUUUCCCAGCCUAGAGGUCUUGAUAAUUCGUGAAUGCCCCAAGUUGAGGGUGAUCCCAUGGCCACUAACAGUGAAAAGAACCUGGCAGAUAAUAGACAGUGAUGGUGUGCUGUUGCAACGGGGAGAAAGUUCUCCUAACACCUCCGCUGCUAUAGUAGGAUGCUUGAGGGUUGAAUUGUGCAAGGCGCCUAUGCAUCAGUGGAAGCUGCUUCACCAGCUUCAUUCCAUCAAUGAGUUAACUAUUACAAAGUGCGUUGAUUGGAGCAGCUCAUCAUCAGAGAUUGUUGUUGAUGGGAGAUCCCACCUUGGGUCCCUUAAAAAACUUUCGAUGCUCGAUUGCACUCUCAUGUCAUCACUGCCCCCAUGGUUGGGAGACCUCACCUCUCUCCAAACAUUAGAAAUCAUGAAUUGCCAGAGGCUGAAUUAUUUGCCGGAUAGCAUGCGACAUCUCAGCUCUCUCCAGUCGCUAUCUUUGAAUGGUUGCUGGGGCAUCCAAGCACUUGCCAGAUUGGUUGGGUGACCUUGUGUCUCUCAAGAAACUGGACAUCUAUUUUUGCGGGGGCAUUGUGUCUUUGCCUGAGAGCAUAGAACAACUCUCUAGUCUUAAACGAUUAAGAAUUUUGCCUGAGAGCAUAGAGCAUUAUAUAACUGGUGCAAAUUAGACGAGAACAAGAUGAAGAUCGGUCACAUCAAGAAAGUAAUAUCGUUUACAUUGUCAGUCGAAUCUCACACUAAAUAUGUGGAGUAUAAACAAACUCUUUUUUGUCGGGUGCAAGUAUAAACUUACUCAACAAAGCCCUAUGCAAGUAUAAACUAUCAACAAAGUAUUGCACAGUUUGCACAGUAAUAUCUAUACAAAUACAUCUGUACCUAUUUCUAAAGCACGGAACCAAUCCUUCGUGCCUUCUGUCUUUGGUUCGUCCGUCGUGGCCACACCGACACCGACAGAUCCCCGGCACCAUACGGCAGACAAUAGACCGAGUUGGACUCUAACAUCGCCCACACACAUAUA
This is a messenger RNA of Panicum virgatum (switchgrass), 4332 nucleotides long. RefSeq names its product putative disease resistance protein RGA3. NCBI's taxonomy places the organism in Eukaryota, Viridiplantae, Streptophyta, Magnoliopsida, Poales, Poaceae. Gene Ontology annotation, molecular function: protein binding; ADP binding. Bases 143 to 2833 code for a protein of 896 amino acids. The transcript is spliced from 3 exons. Gene Ontology annotation, biological process: defense response to fungus. The record is from RefSeq and is a predicted model, not a curated record.